Molecule: messenger RNA, 1749 nt
Organism: Danaus chrysippus (African queen)
Lineage: Eukaryota; Metazoa; Arthropoda; Insecta; Lepidoptera; Nymphalidae
Source: the annotation of a GenBank genome assembly
AUGGACUCACCUCUUAAUCCAGUAGAAGAGGUGCCAAUGCAUAGCUCAUUAAAUAUAUUUUAUUACAAAGGUCGAGCUUUUGCAACUGGAAAAUUUUUCAAUGAUAAAAGAAAUCUAUAUGCUUUCAGUAUGAAAAAGGAAAAGCAAACAGGAGCGAUUGCUUUCAUAUACUAUGACAAGAAACUUCCAAAGAAAUUACAAGUGUUAAAAGAUAAUGGAAACCCUGUUUUAAUCUUAGACAACAAGUCCGUGUCAAUGUUUGGGACUUCAUUGCAUAGUGUGGAUAUAAAUGCAGAUGACUUCUCAGAGCUUGUUGUUGGGGCUCCAGGCUUUUCUCAAAUAGAUGGUGGUUAUGAAAACGGUGCUAUAUAUUUAUAUGAAGGUGGAGGGCCAAUUAUGGAGAGAAGAGAACCGACACACCGUAUUAUAGGUAACAAAGAUGGUUCUCGCUUCGGUUCAUCCAUAGCUUCCACUGAUCUGGAUGGAGAUGGUUUACCAGAAAUUUUCGUUAGUGCACCUUACGAAAAUGGAGGCGCUGGUUCUGUAUACGUUCUUUUAGGAUAUGAAGUGAAGAAAUUACUCCGGAGUUCAGUUAAGGAAACCUCAUUAUCUAGCUUCAUGUAUUCCCAAACUUUAGAGAUAUCAAAAUUUAAAUCCUUCGGCUAUAGUCUUCAUUCAUUUACCAGGAACGGUGUAAAUUUCUUAGCAGUGGGUUCGCCAUCCAGUGGUAAGAUUGCAUUAUAUCGUAGCAUAUCCUUUAUCAAUGCUACGUUGUCAAUGUACCUCAAAGGAGAUAAGGCGGUUCGAGAACAAGAUGAAAAUUUCGUAGCAGUCAUAAAAAUUCAACUGGGCUAUCCCGAAAAUAUAUUAGAUACAGAUAUAAAAUUAUUCCUGUGUACCGAUCUGUCUGGAGACGAAGCUAAGAUUCAGAAUAAAACAAUAAUUGAGUUCAAUUUAUCGAAGGAAAAACCAUCCGAAGUCAUAUUUAACAUUGUUGUACUGUUGGCUAGGAGAGGCCCUGGAGAUUAUAAGAUAACUGCUAAAGUGAAAACAGAUUUGGAAAUAUCUGAAGAACGUAAUAUUAUACCAAAAGAAUUCAAUAGGUCAUUAGUGAUGAUAACUCCGCAAAGUCAUAGAGAGGCGGUUUUAGAAGUGUCGCGACACUGUAAGGGUGACGAGUGUGUUCCCCAACUGUCUCCUUUUUUGGAAUGGUCUGGCAGGUCACCUGAUACAUACCUGUUAGGUUCGAGUGUGAAAGAGACAAUGAAGAUAAGUAUUUUGAAUGAAGGCAGCAAUACGUACGAUUCUUGUGCAUGGAUAAAAGUUACAGGAGCUCAGAGUACUAUUGAUAUACAGUUAGAUAUGAGCCACCCUACUAACAUGGAAGAAAGCCUAAAUAUUAAAGUCCUUCUAUUCAACCACUGUGCCUCUUUAAGUUCGAAUGCAACUUCUGAAGAAAACAAGAAAAUUACUUACACAUUAUCUUCUGAGCACCUAUACGUUGAAGGGUCAUCCAUGGAUCGAAACUUCACGGAGAGUGAACUGAAAGAUUUGGGAACAAAUGACACUAUAAGCGUUCACGAAACGUAUAAGAUUACAAAUAACGCCUCGAUAUCUUGGAAAUCUGUAGAAGCUGUACUAUCACUACCGAACUUGAAUUUCAUACAGAAUUAUUUACGACGUCCUUCUGCAGCAAAUAGUAGUGAAGCAAGAUGUUCUUUACCAGAAACACAGACAAAGGAGGAUUAG